This is a messenger RNA of Diaporthe batatas, 1321 nucleotides long. RefSeq lists its product as uncharacterized. The record is from RefSeq and is a predicted model, not a curated record. The coding region runs from base 629 to 1042 and encodes 137 amino acids. The transcript is spliced from 2 exons. NCBI's taxonomy places the organism in Eukaryota, Fungi, Ascomycota, Sordariomycetes, Diaporthales, Diaporthaceae.
CCGGCAGUGCGGUGCGUAGCAGCACCAGGAUAACUGCUACAGAUCGGCAAUGUAACCCACACAACUAGGUAGCGAGUGGCUAAGGUUGGGCGGCAGCGCGGUAAGGUUAUCAGGCCCCAUGGCCAUCGCCGUCAUGGCUUGCUUGCCGAGAGAGACGGGCGGCCACAAAUCUGUCCGACCCAACCCACCCGAGCGCGAAGAGGACCGGGCCUGUCUCAGGUCGCGGCGGAACCAGCCUUUGUCUCCCCUCCCUGGCUGCCGCCUUUCGUCCCAUCUUUGUUCCAUCAUCGCCCAUCUUCCUUGCCCUUCUCCUGCCGAUCAGCGACCGGAUGGCAUGCAUCCCCUUGGCCUUUGCCUCACAUCCAUGGCGGCUGUCGUCUGAUCGGGAGUCACUAUCGGUCGAGUGUUCUCGCCGGGGGGGCUCGACUAUAAGACAAUACCUCCUCUCUCUGGAAAGACUCUCUGUUUGAUGUCCACUCUCACCAUCACACUCAACAGUAUCAACUCGACUCUUUCCAUUCUUUCCAAGUUCUGCGAACUCCUUCCGGUCAUUCCCUUCGAAUAAUAACCAAACACGUUCUUUGCGAGCCGGCUCGAUAUUUCAUUCAACCUUUUUACCACCACCAAAAUGAAGACCCAGACCCUCAUCAUCGCCCUCCUCGCCGCCGCCACUGAGGCAGCCCUGGUCCGCCUACCCAGGCAGAACAACGGCACGGCUGCGGGCGGCGCGGCUGCCGGGGGCGCCGACUUCGGCUCGUGCACACCCACGAUGGACUUCCAGACCGGCCGCGCCGAGUUCAACCGCAAGGCCGACGAGGGCACCUUCUUCCCCACCGACGCGACCCUGGUCGGCAACAGCGGCCAGAGCGACGCCCUGAACCCCAACAUCAUAACCAAUUUCAUCUGCGACCAGCUGACCAACGUCUGCGGCGCCAACGACGCCGCCGUCUCCCAGUGCGAGGACGCCCAGGCAACGGUCCAGGGGCUGGGCACCAAGGACGCGAGUACUGCUGAUGCCUUCAACUCCGCCCUUGGCUUCUAAGGGAGACAAUCGGAGCUGCUGGGGUUGUCCGUGUGGCGGGAAAAGCGACGAGGAGCCGUGCGCGUGUAUGAGGCCAGGGGCUUGUGUCGAGUUUCCAAUCUCCUAGACAUAUGGGCAGGCUAGAGUUUUCACGCGUUAAUGCAGACCCAUGACACCACCAUCCCAUGUGUUUUCCCUUAGUGUUCAGGGGAGAAGGUGCCCGGUGAACAAUACGCAUGGGCAACAGGUUUCAGAGGAAUGCACAUACCGAGAUGCCAAUAGGGCUCACACUGCCGCCAG